Apis dorsata (giant honeybee) is the source of this 811-nucleotide messenger RNA. It is a transcript of the gene Glob1, whose product is annotated as globin. The transcript has 4 exons. Lineage: Eukaryota; Metazoa; Arthropoda; Insecta; Hymenoptera; Apidae. Gene Ontology annotation, cellular component: hemoglobin complex; extracellular region. Bases 289 to 804 code for a protein of 171 amino acids. Gene Ontology annotation, biological process: oxygen transport. Gene Ontology annotation, molecular function: heme binding; oxygen binding. The record is from RefSeq and is a predicted model, not a curated record.
AUAGGCAGUGGCCGUCAGUCGGGCACGAAGAACGAGUAGUCGGCGUCCAACCGUGUCAGCGAUUGAGCGAAUUGAAAAACGACAGUACGUGGCACGUGACAUAUCAUACAGAAUUACGGAGGGGAGGAGGAGGAGGAGGAGGAGGAGAAGGAGACUCAUUCCUCGCCUGUUUCCGACUCGAAAGGAGUCCCUCCCUCUUUUUUUUUUUUUUUCCCCCUUUCCUUUUCUUUCUUUCUUUUCUUUUAUCCAACGCGCUUCGCAACGACGAUACCCAACAGACGAGGAGCGAUGGGAACGUUUCUACGUUUCCUCGGGAUUUCGUCAUCGGACGAUAACAGGAUCGAUCAGGCGACAGGGUUGACCGAGAGGCAGAAGAAAUUGGUGCAGAACACGUGGGCAGUUGUCAGGAAGGACGAGGUGGCUUCCGGGAUCGCCGUGAUGACCGCAUUAUUUAAAAAAUAUCCGGAAUAUCAGCGAUACUUUACCGCUUUCAUGGACACUCCCUUGAACGAAUUGCCGGCUAAUAAACGGUUUCAAGCUCAUUGUGCCAGCGUAAUUACGGCCUUAAAUAAUGUUAUCGAUUUCUUGCACGACCCAGGAUUAAUGGAGGCUAGCCUAAUCGGUUUGGUAGAGAGACAUAAAAAACGCGGCCAAACGAAGGAAGAAUUCCAGAACUUGAAGGAAGUGAUGCUGGAAGUUCUUGGCCAAGCGUUGGGGAAGCAAUACACGCCGGAAGUAGCCGAGGCGUGGAACAAAACUUUGGACAUGUUGUUCGCGAAAAUAUAUCAAGUUUUCGCUUCUUGAAGAACGA